AUGCGCAGCCGACCGGCCUACCCUUCCAAGGGUAUCACCUUUGUUAGAAAUGAUGCCAAGGUCUUCCGGUUUUGCCGCUCAAAAUGCCACAAGAACUUCAAAAUGAAGCGUAACCCCCGCAAGCUGAAGUGGACCAAGGCGUUCCGCAAGGCAGCGGGCAAGGAGAUGACAGUGGACUCGACGCUGGUGUUUGGGGCGCGCCGCAACGUGCCCGUCAAGUACGACCGCGACCUGGUCAACAAGACGCUCAAGGCGAUGGAGCGCAUCUCGGAGAUCCGGCAGCGGCGCGAGCGCGUCUUCUACAAGCAGCGCAUGGCGGGCCGGCGGGCCCAGGAGCUGCGCGAGGCGCGCAAGCUGGUCGCCGAGCACGAGCACCUGCUCCCUGUCAUGCGGGCCAGCGAGCGCAAGAGGCUGGAGGCGGAGCAGGGCGCCGCGGCGGUGGAGGAGGCCGAGGUCGGGAAGAAGAGGAAGAACGUUGCCAAGGUGUUUGGCGGAGAGGUCCGCAGGAGGAGGAUCACGACGGAUGGCGAUGUCGUGGAGGAGGUCGAGCAGGUGGGCGGCCGGGCGGUGGUCGACGAGGGCGACGAGGACGACGAUGCCGAGGACGACGACUUCGACGAGGAUGACGAUAUGGACAUGGACAGAUGA
This is a messenger RNA of Cryphonectria parasitica EP155, 648 nucleotides long. RefSeq lists its product as uncharacterized. The transcript is spliced from 4 exons. The record is from RefSeq and is a predicted model, not a curated record. The coding region runs from base 1 to 648 and encodes 215 amino acids. Gene Ontology annotation, cellular component: nucleolus. Lineage: Eukaryota; Fungi; Ascomycota; Sordariomycetes; Diaporthales; Cryphonectriaceae. Gene Ontology annotation, biological process: ribosomal large subunit biogenesis.